Salpingoeca rosetta is the source of this 779-nucleotide messenger RNA. RefSeq lists its product as uncharacterized. The transcript is spliced from 2 exons. The record is from RefSeq and is a predicted model, not a curated record. Gene Ontology annotation, cellular component: preribosome, large subunit precursor. Lineage: Eukaryota; Choanoflagellata; Craspedida; Salpingoecidae. Gene Ontology annotation, biological process: maturation of 5.8S rRNA; maturation of LSU-rRNA. Bases 18 to 779 code for a protein of 253 amino acids.
CAAGAAUUCCAACACGGAUGAUGGCAGGAACACGCAGACGAGCCGCCACGCGCAGACAGCGGAAGCAGCAGCAGGACGAGGAUGGGGAGCACCAGCAGGUGGACGCUGUCGUUGAGCAAGAAGAGCCCGUGGAGGACAUGGUGCUGAACACACAGAACCGUGCUGAGGACGGCAGCGAGGGCGAAAGCGGAGAAGACGGCGUGGUGGAAGAAGAAGACACGAACAUGCCAGGCGCACAGGAUGUUGCCGAUGAUGAGGACGAUGAGGACGAUGAAGCCGAAGCAGACGACUUCGACUCGGGCGAGGAUGCCGCAGAUGACGAGGGUGACAGCGAUGCUGACGACGAGGGUGCCUCAGACGAGGAAGACGACGAAGCUGGCUAUCUUGGCGAAGACUCUGACGACGUUGACGGCGAGGACGAUGAGGAGUAUGAUGACGAUGACGAAGCCAUGGAGGAAGAAGGUGGGGUGCUGAGCUCACAAUCGGCCAAGGGCAUGGCAGAUGUCAUGCAGAGCAUCCUGUCUGGAGGACCUACGACCGAGGUUGAUGUUCCCAUCUUGGCCAAGGACAAGUCCACCCUGCGGCGAAUUGUUGAGCAGCAAGAAGAGGAGCGCCUCACCCUGCAACAAAUCAAGGCCAAGCGUGCCAAGAUCGAUGUCACGCGUGUGAAGCCCGCGGAGUACAGCCUCAACCACGAAAAGUUGCUCGUCAAAAUGGCAACAAAAGGAGGGGGUUCAGUGGGCGCAAUGCGGUACAGUGACAACAUGAGCAACGGGUGA